AUGCCGGAAGCCACCAUGCCCCACAAGCGGGUGUUGGUCGAUUCGACCCAUAAUGCCCGCAAUGGCGUCGCGACUCCCAAUGCGCUAAAAAAGCGAAAGCUAGACGGGGAACCUUCAUCUCAGCUCAAGCCGCCCGGGCAGUCAUCUCAAAGGAAGGGCUUCGGCUCAACUCAGCCGCAAAAGAGUCGGUUUGAAGAGGAAGUGCUCGAGAAAUUCACACAGGACAUUGGAGAUUUGAAAGAUAGCAACGCGGAAAAAGAUCAACAAUGGGAACGCCCGCCGCUCCCCGAAUGGGACCCAGCGAAGGAGAAUGUUUGCUUCCAGCAGAUUGACGCUGAGGAAGGGAGACUACCACGUGGAGAUAUCAUGGCCGUUCGUCUCUUUGGUGUGACAGAGACCGGUCAAUCUGUUCUACUUCACGUCACCGGAUUCCAACACUACCUCUAUAUUGCCGCGCCCGUCGGCUUCACCGAAGCGGAUUGUGAUCCAUACCGGGCUUUCCUGGAGUCGAAAAUGGGGCAACCCGCGAGGGUCAUUGAGAAAGUGCAGGUGACAUUGCGCGAAAAUAUCUAUGGCUUCCAAGGGAACAAGAAGAGUUGGUAUCUCAAGAUCACGGUCGCUGAUCCCAAGUUCAUUGCCAAGGUCCGCACUCUACUGGAGAGUGGCGGCUCUGGCAUGAACUACAAAGGCAUGUGGAGCAAUAUGGACGCAGGUGUCCUUACUUUCGACAACAUCCAAUACCUCCUGCGCUUCAUGAUUGACACCGGGCUAUCCGGAAUGGCAUGGGUAGAGGCGAAGGCAGGGAAAUACACGCUUCUGCACGGACCCGACAAAUUAUCAACCUGUCAAGUUGAAGCUGUCGUCGACUACCAAGAUAUGAUCGCACAUCCACCGACCGGCGAGUGGGCAAAGAUGGCACCACUCCGCAUCCUGUCGUUUGAUAUCGAAUGUGCUGGUCGGCAGGGUAUUUUCCCGGAACCAAACGUUGACCCGGUAAUUCAAAUCGCGAAUGUCGUUACGCGAUAUGGAGAACAGAAACCUUUCAUUCGAAAUGUAUUCUGUCUCAACGAGACAAGUCUAAUCGUCAACACCCAGGUUCUCGAAUACAAAAAGGAAGAGGAGAUGCUGAUGGCAUGGCGAACCUUCGUUGAAAAGGUUGACCCAGAUGUCAUAAUUGGAUACAACAUUGCGAACUUUGACUUUCCUUAUCUUCUUGACCGCGCUAAGCAUCUCAAGUGUACACAAUUCCCCUACUGGACUCGACUGAAGAGCAUGAAAACAGAGGCCAAGGAGUCCAAUUUCUCUAGCAAGCAGAUGGGCAACCGAGAAACAAAAGCGACAAAUACUAAUGGUCGUAUCCAACUUGACCUGCUCCAAUUGGUGCAGCGGGAUCACCAAUUGCGAAGUUAUACUCUCAAUUCUGUGUCAUACGAGUUUCUGAAGGAGCAGAAGGAAGAUGUCCACCACACGAUGAUCACGGAACUGUUCAACGGAACUCCGGAUUCUCGGCGCCGUCUGGCAGUAUACUGCUUGAAAGAUGCCUAUUUACCGCAGAGAUUGAUGGACAAGCUGAUGUGUCUGGUUAACUACACUGAGAUGGCAAGAGUAACGGGUGUUCCUUUUAACUUCCUCCUCUCUCGAGGUCAGCAAGUCAAAUUCAUCAGUCAGCUGUUCCGAAAGGCCCUUGAACAACAACUUGUUAUUCCAAAUCAGAAGAGUCAGGACGAACAAGACUAUGAAGGUGCGACAGUCAUUGAGCCCAAGCGUGGAUACUACAACGUACCCAUUGCAACCCUCGAUUUUGCGUCACUGUACCCCUCUAUCAUCCAAGCACACAAUCUCUGUUACACCACUCUUCUUAAUAAGACAACUAUCGAGAAGCUGGGUCUUGUGAAAGAUGAUGACUACAUCGUCACCCCGAACGGAGACAUGUUCUGCACGACGAAAGUUCGCAAGGGUCUCCUGACACAGAUUCUUGAGGAGUUGUUGGGUGCCCGAAAGCGUGCGAAGAAAGAAUUGGCCGUCGAGACUGAUCCUUUCAAGAAAGCUGUGCUGAACGGUCGACAACUUGCUUUGAAGAUUAGCGCAAACAGUGUGUAUGGUCUCACUGGAGCCACAGUUGGCAAGCUUCCUUGUCUUCCCAUUGCCAGUAGUACAACCAGCUACGGUCGUCAAAUGAUUGAGAAAACCAAGCAAGAGGUUGAGGAACGGUAUACCAUUGCCAAUGGGUAUUCCCAUGAUGCGGAAGUCAUAUACGGUGAUACCGAUUCCGUUAUGGUCAAGUUUGGAGUCACUGAGUUAGCUGACGCGAUGAAGCUUGGCGAGGAGGCCGCAGACUUCGUCUCAUCCAAGUUCAUCAAGCCUAUUAAACUCGAGUUCGAAAAGGUUUACUUCCCAUACCUUCUCAUCAACAAGAAGCGAUACGCCGGUCUUUACUGGACCAAUACCAAGAAGCACGACAAGAUGGACACAAAGGGUAUUGAGACCGUGCGGCGUGACAACUGUCUGCUGGUGCAAAAUGUCAUUGAAACUGUUUUGAACAAGAUUCUCAUUGACCGAGAUGUUGAUGGAGCUGCGGAGUACGUUAAAGCAACGAUCUCGGAUCUCCUUCAGAACAAGGUCGAUAUGUCCAAAUUGGUUAUCACCAAAGCGUACGCGCAAAAAGAGUAUACCGCCAAGCAAGCACACGUCGAACUCGCCAAGCGCAUGGCUAAGCGUGACGCUGGUUCCGCCCCUGCUCUCGGUGAUCGUGUGGCCUACGUAAUGAUCCGUGGUGCCACCAACUCCAAGAACUACGAGCGAGCGGAAGAUCCUAUCUACGUGUUGGAAAACAAUGUCCCGAUCGACACCAAGUACUAUCUCGACAAUCAGCUUGCAAAUCCGCUUGGUCGGAUUUUCGAGCCCAUCAUGGGUGAGAAGAAGGCGAACCAAUUAUUGACUGGCGAGCACACACGUUCCAUUUCCGUUGCUGCACCUAGUCUAGGUGGUCUGAUGAAGUUUGCCAAGAAAACCCAGACUUGCAUGGGCUGCAAGAAGCCGCUGUCGGGCAAAGAAGAGAUGGCCGGCGCCGUGUGCGAGAAUUGCCGUCCUCGUCUCGGUGAGUUAUACACCAAGGCUCUGACCAAGGUGUCGGACCUUGAGGUUCGUUUUGGUCGCUUGUGGACCCAGUGCCAGCGAUGUCAAGGCAGCCUUCACUGCGAGGUCAUCUGUUCAUCGCGUGAUUGCCCGAUUUUCUACAUGCGCAUGAAGGCAAAGAAGGAUGUUGAGGACUCGCAAAAAGAACUGACUCGAUUUGACUUUGAUGCUGGUUCAUGGUGA
Penicillium odoratum is the source of this 3318-nucleotide messenger RNA. Its product is annotated as DNA-directed DNA polymerase delta POL3. Gene Ontology annotation, cellular component: delta DNA polymerase complex. Lineage: Eukaryota; Fungi; Ascomycota; Eurotiomycetes; Eurotiales; Aspergillaceae. The record is from RefSeq and is a predicted model, not a curated record. Gene Ontology annotation, biological process: nucleotide-excision repair, DNA gap filling; DNA replication proofreading; base-excision repair, gap-filling. Gene Ontology annotation, molecular function: DNA-directed DNA polymerase activity; 3'-5'-DNA exonuclease activity; DNA binding. Bases 1 to 3318 code for a protein of 1105 amino acids. The transcript is spliced from 3 exons.